This is a messenger RNA of Paramecium octaurelia, 1434 nucleotides long. The record is from the annotation of a GenBank genome assembly. NCBI's taxonomy places the organism in Eukaryota, Ciliophora, Oligohymenophorea, Peniculida, Parameciidae.
AUGAAAUAAUAACCUAAUUAUCAAAGCUUUACAAGCAUUUUCGAUCGUGAGCAAUCGGUGACAUUUUGGGAACCAUUACAACAACCACUUCAUGCGGAUAGAUUGCUCUAUAAGGGCAAAUUUUUUGAGUUCACUGGAAAUGUGUGGGUUGAAGACCAUUACGACCUUUAUCCUGAAGUGUUAUGUAAAAGCUAAUAUUACAUGCAAUUGGCCGGAGUGUAGAUAAGAAGACUGAAACCAACUGAGACCUAUGGACCACACAAAUAUGGAUUAGGCUUCUUAAAAGGGCCGUAUAGGUUGUUGUUAUAUACCGAAUCGGUUGAAUAACUAAAUUAAUGGUACUAACUCCAUAGAGUUUAGGCAUGACUACUUGAAAAGACUUUGUCUAUUGCCCAAUUUUAACAAACGCCAUAAAUUAAUGGGUAAGAUUAAGAAUUCGCUUAACUUUUAUGAUUGCUAUAAAUGUAUAAAUGGAUAGCAAUAUUAGGUCAAGAUCUUAGAAAAAUCUCAAAUUACGCAAACAAAAUAAGUUAUAAGAGAAAUUUAAAUUUUGCGUCGUUUAAAUCAUCCUUAAAUCUAAAAAUUAUUAGAAGUUUAUGAGGACAGCAAUACUGUCUAUAUUUUAUUUGACAAAUUCCUAGGCCAUUCAUUAAAAACCAAACUCCCCGAGUAUUGGAAGUAACAAAGACAAUUUAUUUUAGUUUAUCUGAAAAACAAAUGGCAGAGGUCUGUUUCAAGUUAUUAAAUGCAUUGGCACAUAUCCAUUCAAAAAAUAUAAUCCACAAAGACAUAAGGCCAGAGAACAUAAUUCAACUCAACUCUUAAUUAACUAAUCUGGUAAUAGCUAAUUUUGCAAGUGCGGAUUCCAAAGAAAAGGGCAAAAAAAGAAAGGUUUUCAAUCCUGGCUUUAUGGCUCCAGAACUAUUCUAAAAUAGAAACUUUGACGAUAAAAUUGAUAUAUUCUCCUUGGGUGUUAUAUUCUAUGGGAUCUUCUAUUGCAAAUACCCAUUUGAAGGUAAAGAUUUUAGAGACACUGCAUCUUUAAAUGAAAAAUGUGAAAUCAAUUUUGAAUACCCUAAGAAGUUAUCCUCCUCUGCCAUUGAAUUAUUAUAGGGAAUGUUAAAAAAAGAUCCUACCUAAAGAUUUAAUGCCCAAACUGCGUUAAAACAUCAUUGGUUUAUUAAUGCAAGAAGCAAAGAAUAAAUGAAGGGGAAUAUGCUCGGGGCACCUUCACUUUCAACAAUCCAAGAAAAAUCAGAAAUAGAUAUCUCAAUGUAAGAGCGUUAAUUUAGCAAAUAAUAAUCUAAAUUAAGAGCAAAAUCUGUGGAUACAUUAUUCAUUACAGAAGCAAAUGAGAUAGAACAAAUUCCACUUCAUCAAAAAAUACAAAAAAUGACAAUUAUUUAAUUUAAUCCAUCAAAAUCUAACCAUUGA